AUGGGAGACAAGAAUACUAGAUUCUUCCAUGAGUGUGCUAAUCAGAGAAAAAGAAGGAACAAUAUUGUGUCUAUACUGGAUGGUCAGUCAGUUUUAAGGGAGAAUAAGGAAGGUAUUGCUGCAGCUUUUAGGGAUCAUUUCUCUAGAUCUACACCAGUGCGAAGACAUCUGGAGGAAGUUGAAGAGGCUUUGAGAAUGAUGGGAGCUUUGAAGGCCCUAGGACCUGAUGGUUUUGGGGCAUGCUUUUUCCAGUCUUUUUGGCAUGUGGUGGGUGAUAACACUCUUGCUAAUAGGCUUAAAAGGGUGAUGGAUGAUUUUAUUUCAAGAUGCCAUAGUGCAUUUAUUCCUGGGAGACUGAUCUCAGACAAUGUUAUAGAAGCCUAUGAGAUGUUGCAUUCGAUGAAGUGCAGGCAUAGGAAUAGAGUGAGAAGUAUGGCAGUGAAGCUGGACAUUUCUAAGGCCUAUGACAAGGUGGAAUGGGGAUACCUGGAGGCAGUCAUGAGGAAGUGGGUUUUGGGGUUAGAUGGACAGGCUAAAGAAAAAGAUGGCUGCUUAAUUUUUGGGAAAGCUAAUUGGAAAGAAUGGAAGAAAAUUAGUGGGAUAUUGGAGGUUUAUGAGAAGGCAUCUGGCCAGAGUUUGAAUAAGCUUAAGAAAACAGUUCUGUUUAGCCUUAUAGUUGGUGCAGAAGUGAGGGAUGGUAUUGUGAAGGAUUGUGGGGCUAGAGUGCAGAACAACUAUGAGAAGUAUCUAGGUCUGCCAAUUAUGGUUGGCAGGUCCAGAUAUCAAUCAUUUAGCAAUGUCAAAGAUCGAGUUUGGAAAAAGCUGAGUAACUGGAAAAAUUAG
Juglans regia (Persian walnut) is the source of this 843-nucleotide messenger RNA. RefSeq lists its product as uncharacterized. Lineage: Eukaryota; Viridiplantae; Streptophyta; Magnoliopsida; Fagales; Juglandaceae. The transcript has 5 exons. The coding region runs from base 1 to 843 and encodes 280 amino acids. The record is from RefSeq and is a predicted model, not a curated record.